Molecule: messenger RNA, 1773 nt
Organism: Populus nigra (black poplar)
Lineage: Eukaryota; Viridiplantae; Streptophyta; Magnoliopsida; Malpighiales; Salicaceae
Product: protein LOW PSII ACCUMULATION 1, chloroplastic
Exons: 9
Coding region: 104-1432 (442 amino acids)
Biological process (GO): photosystem II oxygen evolving complex assembly
Cellular component (GO): chloroplast
Molecular function (GO): protein binding
Source: RefSeq, a predicted model, not a curated record
UAAUCUGACGAGAGAAAAUAGAGUACACAAAGCAAGAAGUAGAGAGGGAAGACAGUUGAUUUAUCCAAAACGUUGUCUGAAUGAACCUAUGUCUUAAAAUAAAAUGGCUGCUUUUGCACUGAAUCAGCAACUGCUUUGCCUCUCGAACUCGCAUUCUAGGACAACAACAAAACCUUGGAGUGCAUGGUUACUCAGCAGCAAAACAAGCGUCUUCAGUAUUCCUCGAAAGAAGGGUCGUUUCUCUCUAACUUCUUGUAAUUCUCAGUCCUCCUCUGAAGCCAAUACUCAGACUGCAGAGUCCUGUGUCAAUUUGGGUCUCUCCCUCUUCUCUAAAGGACGGGUUAAAGACGCUUUAGUUCAGUUUGAAACAGCACUUGAUUUAGACCCCACCCCAAGGGAGGCCCAAGCUGCACUCUAUAACAAAGCCUGCUGCCAUGCCUACCUUCGGGAAGGGAAGAAAGCCGCUGAUUGCCUGCGCACUGCUUUAGGGGAAUAUAACCUCAAAUUUGGCACCGUUUUGAAUGAUCCUGACUUGGCCUCCUUUAGAGCUUUGCCUGAGUUCAAGGAAUUGCAAGAAGAGGCCAGGUUAGGUGGAGAAGACAUAGGCUAUGGUUUUCGUCGAGAUCUCAAACUUAUUAGUGAGGUCCAAGCUCCAUUUCGUGGUGUUAGGAGAUUCUUUUAUGUGGCAUUCUCAGCAGCUGCAGGGAUUUCACUGUUGUUUACCAUUCCAAGGCUUUUUCGUGCUAUCAAAGGUGGAGGUGAUGCCCCUGAUCUCUGGGAAACUGCUGGAAAUGCUGCAACGAAUAUUGGAGGCAUCAUCGUUCUUGUGGCAUUAUUUUUAUGGGACAAUAAGAAAGAGGAAGAGCAACUUGCACAGAUUACAAGAGAUGAAACACUGUCAAGGUUGCCUUUGCGCCUUUCCACAAAUCGGGUUGUUGAACUUGUCCAGCUUCGAGACACUGUUAGGCCAGUAAUUUUAGCAGGAAAAAAGGAGACUGUUUCCCUGGCCAUGCAGAAGGCUGAGAGGUUCCGCACUGAGCUCCUCCGACGAGGUGUUCUUUUAGUUCCUGUUAUUUGGGGUGAAAGCAGGGCCCCAGAUGUAGAGAAGAAAGGGUUUGGUUCUCGUCAAAAGGCAGCUGCUUCUCUUCCUUCUAUUGGGGAAGAUUUCGAGAAACGAACUCAGUCUGUGAUUGCAAAAUCAAAGUUGAAAGCUGAAAUUCGAUUUAGAGCCGAGGUUGUAUCUCCAGCUGAAUGGGAAAGGUGGAUAAGGGAUCAGCAAAAGUCUGAAGGAGUUACUCCGGGUGAGGAUGUCUAUGUAAUACUGCGCCUUGAUGGUCGAGUUCGGAGAUCGGGGAAAGGCAUGCCUGACUGGCCACAAAUUGUAAACGAGUUGCCACCAAUGGAAGCAUUCUUAAGCAAGCUGGAAAGAUAGAAGUCAGUGGUUCUGGCAUCGCCUACUCAAAGGGGAAAGAAAAAAUGAGCAUCUUCUUUCUGCCUCAUAUAUGAUUGUUGUUGUUGACCUUCAUAUAUCUCUGUUAUACAGCCGCAAGUGAUUUUUCCAGAAGAAAGUCUGCUGCUUUACGUCUUUGACAUCUCUGAAAACCCAUCAUCCAUUUCUUUCUUACUUACUAUUGUAAAUCAUACCAUGCAAAAAUUGAAGAGAAGGGGGAUAAAGAUAUCGGUAACUAGAAAGUACCGUGGUGGUCCAUGUGUUCAGUUCUACAGCAGGGCUUCUCGGUUUAAUUUAUUUAUAAUAAACUUCCAUUCAGAUCA